Messenger RNA from Aplosporella prunicola CBS 121167, 1655 nucleotides. RefSeq lists its product as uncharacterized. The transcript is spliced from 2 exons. Lineage: Eukaryota; Fungi; Ascomycota; Dothideomycetes; Botryosphaeriales; Aplosporellaceae. Gene Ontology annotation, cellular component: fungal-type cell wall. Gene Ontology annotation, molecular function: acid phosphatase activity. Bases 90 to 1649 code for a protein of 519 amino acids. The record is from RefSeq and is a predicted model, not a curated record.
CUUUGUUUUUCGAGUCUGUUGCGUUCUUCCCUACCUAAUCUCAUUCAGUUGUCGUCUCCGUCGUCUCUCCUCUCGAAAGUCCGCCUAAAAUGAAAAUAAAAAAACUCACCCCGCGGCUCUGGUCCGGGGUUUUGCUCCUAUGGGCGACUGCUGCUUUUGCUGUUGCUGCUGCAGAAGAGGGGGCAGCGCAAUUCAACCCCCUGCACCAUCUAGGCGGCAAUGGGCAGUGGUUCCCUGGCCCGGAUGUCUGGGGCUUAGGCUCAAGUCUGCCCGCGGGCUGUGGGGUGCAGCGGGUGGCGUUUCUGGCGAGACAUGGGAGCCGGUUUCCUGAUGCGGGGGCUUGGGCGGAGUGGGUUGCAUUGGGGGAGAAGAUCCACGCCGCGAACUUCUCGACCCGCACCCCAGAGCUCCACUUCUUGCACACCUGGCACCCCGUCCUGACGGACCCGGCUAGCCAGCUCACGAAUCUCUCCCGCACUGGCAAAGCCGAGCUCAGCGCCAUGGGCGCCGCGUACCGCGCGCGCUAUCCUGCACUGCAUCCCUCUGCUUUCUCCGCUAACAACAACACCACGACGCCGCCACUCGCCCUAUUCGCAAACGCCUACGCCCCCUCCCCCCGCGUCCUGGACUCAGCGCAGCUGUUCGCACGCGCGUACCUCGGCCGCAGCAACACUAACAGCACCCACGCGGGCACGAUCUACCUCAUCAACGCGACCGCGCCUUACCCCGCGCUCUCCGGCAACUCGCUCGCCCCGACGGACGCCUGCCCGCGCUACGUCGACAACAGCGGCGGCAGCGCCAAAGACGCCUGGGACGCGGCAUGGGCGCCACAAGCCGCGGGACGGCUGAACGCGCUGCUAGACGGGGGGUUGGCGUUUGCGGCCGAGGACGUCAGCACGAUGGCGUAUCUGUGCGGGUUUGAGAGCCAGAUCCUCGGCCGCGUGGCCGCGUGGUGUGGCGUUUUGACGGGAGAGGAGGUGCUGGCGUAUGAGCGCGCGCAGGAUAUUAGGUAUUGGUUUGGUUCGGGGCCUGGGAAUGGGGUUGGUAAGGCGGCGAUGAGGGGCGUGCUUGGGGGGGUGUUGGGGUGGUUGGGGGGUGGGAGUGGUGGGGGUGGUGAUGGGAGUGCGGUUGGAGGGCAGCGUCUGCUCCCCCUCUUCGCGAACGAUGGCCAGAUUGCGCAGAUGGUCGCUGCGUUGGACGUGUUUGCCGAUGGUGAGGCGCCAGCGUUAAACACCACAGUGCAGAAGCGGGGAAACGGCACGUUUCGCUCGAGCCACUUCGUCACGAUGAGGGGGACUGUGACGCUGGAGCUGUGGGGCUGUUCUGCCUCAAAUUCCUCCUCCUCCUCCUCCUCCUCUUCUUCUUCUUCUUCUUCUUCCACCUCUCCGUCCUCUGUCUCAGCACUACCAACCUUCGUGCGCGUCCUGCUAAACGACGCGCCGUACCCGCUGCCCUACUGUGCUGGGGGUCCGGGGCGCACGUGCGAGCUUGCGGAACUGGUUCGUUAUGUAGAAGCGAAGAGGGCGGCUGAGGGCGGGUUUCAAGGUGUUUGUGGGUUGGAUGAUGAGGGGGAUGGCGAAGCAGUGCCGUUUUUUGAGGAUGUGGAGAGGGGGGUGGGCGAGGGCUGGAUGUGGGGGGUUGGUGUUUAGUGCGAG